AACAGUGGGGUUUUAAGUGUAGGUUGUAAUCUAUUCUUACAGACAGACAGGCAUGGGGUUCACCUCCACCAUGUCCAGGAUAGGUUCCAUGGCGGCCCCCGCUGUUCUGAUUCUGGAUGAGGUGCUGCCUGCCCUGCCCAGCAUCGUCUAUGGAGGGGCUGCCGUGAUUGCUGGAGUUUUUGCCCUCUUCCUACCUGAGACACUCAAUGUUCCUCUACCUGAAACUGUAGACGACGUAGAAGAAAAAUGGUCAAAAAAGCCGCACAUACAGAAACAGAUUGAAAAGGAGAGUGUGGCCCUACAAGACAUGAAAGAGGGAGGAGCAGAAUGUGAAGACGGGAAAACUUCUGGACUUAAUGCUUUAUGAAUACUGGCAUAUGUACAUUAACAUAUUGACUGAUAUAAGUUUAAUGGAAAGGAAUCAUUGCAUAUGCUUGCAGGUGUCCUUCACCCGUAUAGUAAUGUAUAAACGUACCAUUGCCUCAGGAAAAAGAUAGAAAGAAAGCAAUUGUUCUUGGAUUAAAAUGUUACAUGGGCUUUACU
Molecule: messenger RNA, 543 nt
Organism: Clupea harengus (Atlantic herring)
Lineage: Eukaryota; Metazoa; Chordata; Actinopteri; Clupeiformes; Clupeidae
Product: solute carrier family 22 member 6-like
Exons: 2
Coding region: 53-367 (104 amino acids)
Biological process (GO): transmembrane transport
Cellular component (GO): membrane
Molecular function (GO): transmembrane transporter activity
Source: RefSeq, a predicted model, not a curated record